This is a messenger RNA of Apiotrichum porosum, 1107 nucleotides long. RefSeq names its product L-arabinitol 4-dehydrogenase (gene LAD1). Gene Ontology annotation, biological process: D-sorbitol catabolic process. Gene Ontology annotation, molecular function: zinc ion binding; L-iditol 2-dehydrogenase (NAD+) activity. Lineage: Eukaryota; Fungi; Basidiomycota; Tremellomycetes; Trichosporonales; Trichosporonaceae. The coding region runs from base 1 to 1107 and encodes 368 amino acids. The transcript has 4 exons. The record is from RefSeq and is a predicted model, not a curated record.
AUGACCAAGACGAUUGAGACAAACGGCACUUCUCAGGUCGACCCCGCGCUCCUCCAGCGUCCCAACCUCGCACUCUGGGUCAACAAUGAGAAGCAAAUCUAUAUGAAGGAGGAGGCGUUCCCCACUUGCCCGCCAGACAGCUGUGUCGUGCACGUCAAAGCAACAGGAAUCUGUGGCUCUGAGAUUCACUUCUGGAAGACUGGCGGCAUUGGCGAUGUCCGCGUGACGCACCCCAUCAUUCUGGGCCACGAGAGCGCCGGUCAGAUCAUUGAGGUUGGCGCCAACGUGACCUCCUUUUCGGUUGGAGACCGCGUUUCCAUCGAGCCUGGAGUCGCCUGCUGGGAAUGUGGCAUGUGCGUUCGCGGUCGUUACAACUUGUGCCCCGACGUCAAGUUCAGUGGCACGCCUCCCACCGACGGCACGAUGAGGCGGUUCGUCGCCCACCCCGCCCGGUUCCUCCACCGUCUCGGCGACGACGUCAGCUACGAGGUCGGUGCCCUCAUCGAGCCUCUGUCGGUUGGUUACAACGCCGUGCGCCGUGCAGCACCCUACCUUGGCCAGCCUGUCGUCGUGGCCGGAGCCGGCCCCAUCGGCCUGGCCGUGGCACUCAGCGCUCGUGCUGCCGGUGCCAACCCCAUCGUCAUCACCGACCUCGAGGCCCACCGUCUCGAGCAGGCAAAGGAGAUGGGCUUCAAGAACACGGUUCUCAUCGACAUGGCAUGGGACCGAAACGAGGUGGCCACCAAGCUGCGUGCCGCCGCAGGCUGUCUCCCCCAGAUUGUCUUUGAGUGCACCGGUUCCGAGGCAAGCAUCAAUGCCGCGUGCUACGCCGUCGAGGACGGUGGCACCCUCCUGCAGGUGGGCUGCGGCAAGCCCGAGAUCUCGCUGCCGUUCAUGAGCCUGGGAUUCCGCGAGGUCAACGUUGUCACCUCGUUCAGGUAUCAGCAGACCUGGCCUGUGGUUCUCCGCCUCGCCCAGUCUGGCGUGUUCGGCGACGUGACACAGCUCAUUACACACAAGCUGCCACUCGAGAAGGCCGUUGAGGCGCUCGAGAUUAGUGCGGACAGGACCAGCCGUUCCAUCAAGGUCCAGAUUGUAGACGAGUAG